AUGCCUUCGCUCAAGAAGUUUGACGCCAAUGUCAUCCGUCAUGUCAAGCUGAUGGACAAGAACUUGUGUGCUAACUUGAUCCGGAACGAGUACAUCGUCACCACUGUGACCAAGGCGAAGCGUGCCCAGCCCAAGAUCGAGCGGUUCCUCGCUCUGGCGUUGAAGGACAACCAGACGGUCAAAGGCGACACCGUGCUUGAUCGGGUGCUUGCCAACAAGCUGCUCAACUUCUUACAACCUCCGGAUAAGGUGGAAGUGGGGCUGAAAGUGAUCGAGGAGUUGGCUCAGCGGUACCCCGACCGAAAGCUGGGGUUCACCCGCGUGAUCAAGUUGGAACCCCGUUUGGGCGAAGAUAAGGCGCCGAUGGCGGUGCUUGAGCUUGUCGACCUGGGGCUCGACGUCAAGUUCUGGUACACUGCCAAGAUCGUGGCCCGUUUACAAUUACAAGGGUUGGAGUUGGACGACAUCACCAAACACAACAUGGAAAAGUUGAUCAAGUUCAAGGGCGAGCAAGCGUUCACCGACGCCGUCGAAGUCGCCAAGCGGGAGUUCUUCAAAGUGGGCGAAGACGGCGAGGUCACCGACGCCGACAUCAAGAAGAACUUGGAAAACACGCCCGCCAGCUUAGCCUACAACGGCGGCGAGCUUGCUGGUACCACGUUCGCGUCGAAGAAGUUCCCCACUAAGGCGAGACCGGAGAAGGAAGAGGCUGUCAUCCCCCCUUCGCCCUUUGCCCAAUAA
Diutina rugosa is the source of this 741-nucleotide messenger RNA. It is a transcript of the gene MRPL8, whose product is annotated as mitochondrial 54S ribosomal protein bL17m. Gene Ontology annotation, molecular function: structural constituent of ribosome. The transcript has a single exon. The record is from RefSeq and is a predicted model, not a curated record. NCBI's taxonomy places the organism in Eukaryota, Fungi, Ascomycota, Pichiomycetes, Serinales, Debaryomycetaceae. The coding region runs from base 1 to 741 and encodes 246 amino acids. Gene Ontology annotation, cellular component: ribosome; mitochondrial large ribosomal subunit. Gene Ontology annotation, biological process: translation.